CAUAAUUUAUGCAAGUUUUUCCGCGCCUCCCAUGUCUCAUGGGAUGGCGUGCUUCCGGGUUAUAUUAACAGUUGCCGUACACAUCCUGGCGAUGUCAUACAAUUUUCACGAGGACCACGCGAUCAAGUGAAUUGAUUUACACCUCCAGAUAAGGUGAGAGGGAUCGCUGAACAAUCUCUCUAAGUUAUGACAUACUUUAUGUGGCCUCCUAUUCGGCUGGCUGUCGCUAAGUACUUCUUAUUGAAUACGAAACAUCGAUCGCCCGCAGUGAGAUUCGUUUCAGCUCCUUUUUGAACGAAGUAUCGGCUAGGCAAAUAAGCGAAGGAGCAUUCAGUGAACGAGAGGUUAAAAUAAAAGAAAGUACUUGAGGAUAAAUCAUCCUGCAUCGUAAAGACUGACAGUAAAAUUUCAACAGUAUGUACUUUGAUGACCUUGGUUGGAAACUUGAAGAGAUGAGAUCUUAUAUCUGGUAUCUUCCAUCACAGACCCUCGAUUCCAAUAUAAGAGUUAUUAGAUGAGCAAGGAGGCUUGAACAAGCGCUUUACAAAAUGUAGAACGAAAUUAGAUGGAUCCAAACAUUCCUGUGUUGCAAAUGAAGCAAUGCUUCAAGACAUGCCUUUAUAUGUAUAUAGGCUAGCCAAUCUUGCACCACAUUUGGAAAGCUGAUAAGAGGCACCCUACUUCUAAUGACCAUUGCUCUUGUUCUGAAAGGGAAAACCCCUAGGUGAUAUAUCGAUAAGUAAUCAGUUUUAUAAUGGUUGGAAUGGUGCCGGUAUACGAAAUUGUAGAUCAGUAAUAUGUAUUGUAAACUGCUUUGUGAAAAUAGGUGAAUAUCAUCGUGUCAAAAGGGUUGAAAAAUCUGAUUUUUCUGAUUUUUAGGAUAAAUGUUUGUGCUUCAAAGUGAGUGAAAUUUCUGCUGGGAACAAAUAAUAAUAAUUACAAUAUUAUUUUCUUUUCAAGUAGCAGAACAUUGACAAGGAAGCUACUCAUAACUAGAAACAACACACUCUGCAUCUUAUUCCCCAGCAUAUACACAUGACAAAAACAUGUUUAGUUAAACCGGAUUUCACUAGAUGAAAAUCAGAAACAGAGAACUGAAGAAAUGAAAAAGGCACCACGACUUAAAUUAAUGUAAGAGUGAAAUCCAAAAAGAAGACAGAAAUCAGGGGCUGUUUUGUAUCUGUGAAAUUAGAUCAAUGCUAAUUUCAGUACAAUAUGUAUGUUUUAGUGCUCAGAUGUGUUGAUUUUUACGUGCUAAAAGGCACCAAGCCUUAAAUAUGUACAUAGAAAUUACACUAGAUAACAGGCUUGCCACAAAAAUAUGCAACAGAUAUUAAUCACGGUUACUUACAGGGCUUAACACUAUACAGGUUUCACCUCCUUGGUUCCAUUGUAAUGAUAUGAGUUGAAGUACAGCUGCACCAACAUGUUUUACUCAUUUGGGGCUGAGAUGAAUGACAGUCACAGUGAUACUUUGAUUACAGUUGUCUUUGUGUAAUUUGUGCUAUUUGUUUAUUGAAAUCUAAUAGGACCUGCUGAGGAAAUGCAACAGGAGUCCCAAGGCAAAAGGCCUUCAGCUCGAAAGCGAGUGGCUGGUAAUUACUCACUUGUCUAUUUUUCAAACAUGCUGCAAUGUUAUGAACAAACUGCAUCUUUUCAAUAAUGAGCAGGUACAAAACAUUUUAUCGAAAUCAAUAUACCAAUAUAUUUUUGGGACAUUUUUUGUAUAUUGAAGAAAACAAUUCUUGGACAAUACGAUGUCAUCGUUAUGAAAUUUUCCAAGUGAAUGCUCUAAUAGGGGUAAUUCCAUUUUCUGACUGACCCUGCUGAGGAUCCAGAACCGUCUGCAUCAAAUAUUAUUCUUCUCACUUAUUAGGGAACUGAUGAAAAGGUGACUUACUUUUAAAAUGAAGGAACUGUGUAACUUUGCAUUCAUUGGAAAUCUGUGGAUUUCAUUUAUUAUUAUUUGUCGACGAGAUUGCUUUCACAUCAGUUCCAGGGAAAUGUUUAUAUCACUUUAGGCACUUUUGCUAUAAGGUGAUUAGCAAUUACUACUUACCAUUUUAAGAGACAAAAUCCUUGAUGAUGAUUAUUAUUUAAAUUCUUCUGUGGGGACAUUACUUCACUGCAAUCAUUUCUGCUUUUGACUGAGCUGGGCUUAAGGCUGCAACCGUUCUGGUUGCUAUGGCAACUAGCCAAUUUGGCCAUGGAUUAUCUUGCAUUUGCUGGUUGUGCAUAGUAUGUGUUAGCCGGCUGUAAAAUUCUUUAAAAGAAAGAUAAAUAAUUGUCACCCUCUCAAAAGCAUAAAGAAGGUACUAGAGACUUUUUAUUUGCCAGUUUUUGUCUCCUGGAAACAGAAAAUUUUUAAGUUGAUGCAAUUUAUUCAAUUAAUCAUCAGAAGAGAAUUACUCUCAAACAGUAAAUAAUAAUGCUUGGAGGCCUUCUUUAAACUUGAACAGCUCUAAUAAUUUUUAAACAUAUUUAUCUCAGAAUCAAUUGGGUAGUUAUAGUAAGGUUGCAUAAAUCUGAAACAGGCAUGUUUCUUUUAAUUGUGAAAGUUUAUGUAAUGAACUAUAAGAUGUUAGUUAUAAUUAUAUAUUAACAAAUAAGUUUGGAAGUUACACAGUAUUAAACAAAAAUUAACAUAAUUAUAACAAAUUACUAUUUUGAUGGCUAUCAUGCUAAUGGAGAAUACAAAUGACUAAGGCCACCACUUAACUGUGUUAGCAAAAAUACAUUUAUUUACUACUGACCAGAAGAGCCUCCUGAUUUUAGCUAAUGGCAGUUACAGGAUAAAUUUAUUUGAUUAGUUCAAAAUAAAUCACUUAUUGUCUGAGCUUGAUAUCCCAGGAUCCAUAUUUUAGCCAGCAGAAGAGGUGUAAACUCUUUUGCAGAAUUGAGGCAAGCAUGAAGUCAAGGGCUGGAGUUGUCAUUUGCACUCCUACCCAGUGCAUGACUUGUGCUCUCUUACCACUUGUCUCCCUUUUCCUGAAGAAUGCAACAAAUUAUUCCUGCUCUGCUGGCUAAAACUCUUGAAAUUUAGUUCUUGAGAUAAACUAAUUAGCAGGAAGAAAUGCAAGCACAAAAAUGAAAUAUCACAUUUUUAUCCUAAUCUUUUCAUCUCUCUUACAUACAUACUAGCUUCUGGUUCCACUGAAGUUAAGCAAGAGGAGAAAAGUGGUUCAGCUGCCAAAAAACCUAAACUUGAUCCUACUGGUGAACCUGGAACUUCUGGGGUAUCCAACACUAGGAAGACAAGGAAGUUUAAGGGUAAGGACAAAAAGAAAAUAACAUUUGAAGUAGAUUGACUUUCAAAAAACCUUAUAAUUACUACAUGCACUGUAUGUAACUAUCCAAUCGCAUGAUAUUUUAAGGAUCAAUCAUGUAAAAUUUCUUUACAGACUUGAAGAACCUUCAAUCUCUCUCCUAAAAUAGUUUCUUUUGUGAUGAAUUGUUACUGACUCACAAUAAGUUAUAACCCCAUUAGCUGUCUCAACAAAAAUCAUUACAGAUCAGUUUGAUUCAACAUAUCAUACCUGAUAAUAUGAGGAAUUUGUGUGUAUAUCUAUUUUUAUAGUUAUAAAAUUAACUAGUCUCCAACAGGGCUCAUCUCAGGACCAAUAUGAAAAAUCUGGUUCCAAACAUUGUAAAUAACCUUACUUGCAUUGGUUUGUCAAUCGGAAGAAAAGCAGAAAGCCAAUCAGGAUUUAAUUAGGCAAAAUGUGAUUUUCCUAGGCAUUGACGCUAACCCUUAAUCACUGAUGAGAUGAUGAAUUUUUUUAGAAAAAGGAAACUAGGAUCAAGAAAUUCAUAAAUCAGUUUAAAUUAGCUGAACUAAGUCUUUCUAUGAUCAUGAUUUAAAUUAACCUGUGGAGACUUUACUCCAGAGUAAUAUUUGUGGUUUUUAUUAUGCAGGGCUUUAAGUUGCAACUGUUUUGGUUGCCAUGGCAAUUGGCAUAUUUGGCCAUCAGUUAUCUUGUUUUUGCUGGUUGUGCAUGGCAUGACACUAGCCAGCUGUAACAUUCUUCAAAAGAGAGAUAAACAAUUUUGCAUAGUACAAUCCGUAUUGAAGUACCAGGUUUACAAUUGCCACAUAGUACUAUUCUCUCAAAGACAUAAUAGUUAUGGUUAGCACUAAUUGGGGAAAACUAGGAUCUAAAAGGAACACUAGGAUCACUAAAAGGAAAACUAGGACUAAGACAUUCAUAAAUCAGUUUAGAUUGGCUGAAUUAAGUUUUUCUGUUUCCCUUUUUUCCUUGAAAGUGUUAUAUAUUGCAGUUAUUGCAUAGAAAUAAAGACAACUAACCACAAUAGAAAAUUAAUUAAAUGAAGAGCUCUAAUUAGGAUAUGUCUGCAUGCAGUUUAUUAGACUGCAAUCAGCCACUUUAUCAUGAGUCUCAGGUGCAUAGCUAGCAUUAAUGAAGGCAAGUUUGACUUAACUAUGGAUGCCUUUAGAAAGUGAUAUGAAUAUGUGCAUGAAUAAAACACCUGUUUAGAGACUCUGGGGAAUUGCAGCUUCAAAGAAAUCUUUAGCUCACUUAAUUUUGUGCCUCAGGGGACUCCUGUUUGAGGGAUCUGUGUUUCAGCCUUGGGUAGGUCAUUUAGAGUGAAACUUUUAAACCCUGAGAGUGACCAGUAUCUUACUUCUCCUUACAGCAAUACGGCUGAAUCAUUUAUGAAGAUCAUGAGAAUAAAGGAAACGAUCGCCACCAAAGAAGCUUUGAUUGUUAAACAAAUUCUCCUUUUCAGUACCAGAAGAAAUGUAUAGAGUAGAGUAUGGAGAAUUUGGAUAGUGAUGUUAUGGUGUAGAGGGUUAAUUGUUCUUUAGUGAGACUGACUUUACUCUCACCCAGUUUCUCUCUGCAUCCAGGAGUAUAAAUGGGUAACAAUGAACUGUCAGAAAACCUGAUUAAAAAUGUUGAGGGGAGGGGAGGGAAAGUGGUUAAUUGUAAUAGAUGUGCAUCUCUCCACAAGACUUAGUCACACAUACUUGCUUCAUGGAAGCCAGGGUAAACCGCUGCAGUAUUGUAAAAUUCAUCACUGUAAAAGACAUUUCGAACAUAAGGCAUGUGUUGAUAUUCUUAAACAUGUUGUCCUGCUGUAUUAACUAUUGAUAGAAUGCACUUUUCAUUUAUUUUCAAUUCAUUUUUUCAGUGGUAGUGAAAAAAGGCAGUCCUAAACGUGAUGAAUUAGAACAACUGGCCAAUGACAUUGAUCCUAGUGAUUGGAAGAAAGUUGCAAGAAAGUUAAAGAUUCAUGAUCCAAAGAUCAAAGCCAUACAUAAGGAAAAUGAGGAGUUUUAUGAAAAAAUAUACCAAAUGCUGCUAAAAUGGAAGUAGGCAAAUGGAAGUGCUGCUACAUGGAAGAAACUAAAUCAGGCUUUAAUAGAUGCUGGUCUCAGAGAGUUAGCAGAGAAGCACUGCUGUAAAAAAAUUAAUUGAAAGAGACCAUCUGUCAGGAGCAGUUUUCCACCAAACACUGUGCAUAAGAUAUUUCUUAGCUAAAAAUUGUUACACCCAGGUAAAAAUGUUGCUCCUACUUUUUAAACAUAUUAGUUAGCCAGGUGAUAACCGAUGGGAUCGGUCCUUCCCUAACUGCACAACUUAUUUUAAUACAGAUGUUUGUGACUUUUAUAGUUAUGAAACUUGGAAAAGAUAGAAGUUGAUGCUACCUGUGCGAGCCAUCCUUUUUUCAAGUGUACACUUAACUAUUUAUGAUUAUUUCCAGCGCUAGAUAUCUUGUACAAAUCUCCUACAGUUAAACUUCUUCAAAAGCUUUUUAGAUAGUAUUUAAGUCUUGAAAUUAUCUAAAAAAAUUUUAUUCAGUAUUUUUAUCCAUUGAUUUACUAAUCUAUGAGUCAUUUAUUUUUUUUUUUACACCGUACUUUCUAGCAUUUAGGUUUGACUUUUUAUUUUAAUUAGCUUUUGUUUGAUUAAUUCACACGAUGCUAUUUCAUUUUCAUUGUCUUGUUGACGGUAGACGUAAUCCAGUUAAGCAGAUCUUCUCACUUAUAAUCUGGGCAAAUAAGUCUGCAUCGAUCUUGGUAGGAUAUUAUGGCGCGCACGUUUCACAAAUUCGUAUGACAACGGCCUUUAAAUAACUUAAAGGAAAGCUUUUAAGGGAAGCUUGUGAUAAAGACAGAAACUUGGUUUCAACGACAAGACGAACAGACAAGCUUGAGUCAACUAAAAUAACUUUCACGCGUAAAUCAACUUAUGAACGUAAACAUCGUACACGUCACGUGCCAUUGCAGGUGCUAUGCUAAAAGUAUGCACCCCCCACCCAGGUAAGGCUCAGAUGCCACCCCCCCCCCCUUGGAACGGAUGACGGUCAAAUUCCCGUGGGUUGCCUGGGGGAUGUUCAAGCUUUGAAUCGAUCGGUGCACAAGAUACUCAACUGAAUAUUUAGUAAAUUAACUUGUAGGGACCUAAGAGCCAUUUUUUCAACUUGUCGUGAGCCUGUUACCCAAGAAAGUUCAAUUUUUGUUUCAAAAUUUGCAAGUCGUAUCAUCAAAGUCACGCGGGCAGAAAAAUGUUUCAAGUAGGUCCUGAUCAACUGGUUACUCCUAAGGAGAGAUAUUACCUAGCAAUAGUGUUUUUUUAAAAGUGGACGUUGCUUUUCACUUUAGAGAUCUAUGCUUUCAAAUGUUUCUAGGAAGUUAUUAAAUAAAUCUUAGAUGGUCAUCAUUUUCGUAAUUGUACAUUGUACAAAACAUCAUCUUUUUAUUAUUACACAAAAUAUCACUUUAGCAUACUUAUUGUUUUUAGUUGUAUUCCUAACUUUGUUCACUUCAUAUUAAAACACAGUGGUUUUACAGAACACAUGUUUGAGCGUCCUUUUAUGUGUCUGUGACCG
Pocillopora meandrina is the source of this 6855-nucleotide messenger RNA. The record is from the annotation of a GenBank genome assembly. NCBI's taxonomy places the organism in Eukaryota, Metazoa, Cnidaria, Anthozoa, Scleractinia, Pocilloporidae.